GGCAAAUAAGGCGAGUCGGCGGCUUGUGAGGAGCGAGCGCGCGUGGCCACCGCCGGGCAGGCUCCGCUUUAUUGUUGGGAGGAGGACAGGACGCUGCUUUCCUCUUCUCCACCCGCCACUCCCGGUGGGGCCGCGGAGCGAGACGAGGGGGUCAUGCAGGCGGAAUCGGGCAUUGUGCCGGACUUCGAGGUGGGCGAGGAGUUCCACGAGGAGCCCAAGAUCUACUAUGAGCUGAAAAGUCAGCCGCUGAAAAACAGUUUGGAGCACCCUGGAGCUUCCAAGCCUCCGCUAAGCUCCUCCAAUAUGACAUCACGGAUUUUGCUACGACAGCAGCUCAUGCGUGAGCAAAUGCAGGAGCAAGAACGCCGAGAGCAGCGACAGAAGCAGCAGGCAACUCAGUUCAUGCAGCAGAGAGGGGCUGUGAGUCAGACACCUGCCAUCAACGUCAGCCUCCCCGCCAGCCUCCCUCCUGCGACUCAGGUGCCAAUGGAAGUCCUGAAGGUGCAGACUCACCUGGAAAACCCCACCAAGUACCACAUCCAACAAGCUCAACGGCAACAAGUCAAACAAUACCUUUCAACUACGUUAGCAAAUAAGCACAACAAUCAGGCAUUAAGCUUACCUUGCCCAAAUCAGCCUGUUGACCACGUUAUGCCACCGGGCACUGGAAGCAGUGCACCCAACAGCCCUAUGGCCAUGCUUACAUUGAACUCCUACUGUGAAAAAGAGGGCUUUUAUAAAUUUGAAGAACAAAACAACAGAGCCGAAAAGGAAUGCCAGCCUCUGAAUACACACUCUCGAGUGUCAUGCAUGCAGAUGGAUGAUGUAAUUGAUGACAUAAUCAGUUUGGAAUCAAGUUAUAAUGAAGAAAUAUUUGGUUUAAUGGAUCCUGCCCUACAAAUUGCAAAUACGUUACCUGUCUCUGGCAAUCUAGUGGACCUGUAUGGGAAUCAAGGUUUGCCUCCCCCAGGACUUAACAUCAGCAAUUCCUGUCCUGCUAACCUUCCUAAUAUAAAAAGGGAACUCACAGGACUUGGCCGACUCGUUCCCCAACCUUCUGGAGAAGAUUUUGAGGGUGCAGGGUACACAGGGGUACACGAAAAAGGAGGAAUCUCUUCCUUUCCUGUUCUACUGAUGGAAAAUAUUCUGGCAGAUGGAGGCUUAACUGAAUGCAGCCCAUUAUCCUCAGAAUCAGAGGCAAGAGCUUUGGCCAAAGAAAGACAAAAGAAAGACAAUCACAAUUUAAUUGAAAGAAGACGACGAUUCAAUAUUAAUGAUCGCAUAAAAGAACUCGGUACUUUGAUACCCAAGUCAAAUGACCCAGACAUGCGUUGGAACAAGGGAACUAUUUUAAAAGCCUCUGUGGACUACAUCCGUAAGUUGCAAAGAGAACAGCAACGGACGAAAGAGCUAGAGAACAGACAAAAGAAACUGGAACAUGCUAAUAGACAUCUUUUGCUCAGAAUACAGGAACUUGAGAUGCAGGCUCGAGCUCACGGACUUCCCAUCAUGCCAACCACGGGCCUUUGCUCUCCAGAAAUGGUAAACCGGCUGGUCAAACAAGAGCCCGUGCUUGACAACUGCAGCCAGGAAAUCCUACAGCAACACCACCCUGAGCUUUCUUCCACCACUACUCUUGACCUUACCGACGGCACCAUCACUUUCAACGGCAGCCUGGCGAAUAUGACAGAAUCGGCCACGAGCACUUACGUUGUCCCUCCCAAAAUGGGAUCCAAACUGGAAGAUAUGUUGAUGGAUGACACCCUGUCUCCCGUCGGUGUUACUGAUCCACUCCUAUCGUCGGUCUCCCCUGGGGCUUCGAAAACAAGUAGCCGGCGGAGCAGUGUAAGCAUGGAAGACGCUGACCAGGCUUGUUAGUGGAUACCCUUAGACAGGCCUCUCACAAACUUCUUCAUUUUUCCUGAUCAGUAGUUUAAAGUAACUUUUCUUCUUUCCCCCCUCCCCCCUCCUAAUAUUUGAAUAUAUAAGACUACGGAUAGCUCAGCAUAUGUGACUUUUUUUAAUGUUUGAAAAGACUUGUAUAUUGUUUUAUAACUACAGUGCUUCCAAAGUACAGUACUGUUAUCUGUGAACUAGCUUCAUCAAGGAACUCCAAAUGAUUUCAUCUCUACUCAGAAGCAAUAGACGACUACAAAUCAGUAAGAUCCACUCAAGAGGAAACUUCAGUAUAACUAAGUAAAGUGACUUGGAAGUGAAAUGAAGAAGAAUGUAUAGAAACCAAAAAGAAAAUUAGCUUUGUAUAAACUAUUUUUCUGUGACUUAAUAGUGCCUCCUUUAAAAAAAAAGUAUACAGUAUCUAUUAAUUCAUAUAAUCUUUCUCAUGGCGAUAGAUACUAUACAUGUAUCAGGUUACCUGUACAGAAACUAACUGAUUUUAAGUACAGCUCAAGCUAGAUUUAAUGCAAAGGAGAGAGAUCUAAAGAUUCAGUGAUAUUAUUACCCAUUGAGUGAGCACUCUUCAACAUUAUGUCUCACCUUUUCAAAAAGCAUUAUUUUUUAAUAAUCAUGAGGACAUUAUUAAAAACAAAAAUACUGCACAAGACUUCAUAACACAGACUUUUUCUGUCAGUGGGGCAUAAUUAUUUCCUCUUUUUUAAAAAAAAUAUGUGAUAAAAAUAUCAGAUUUAGAUGAAAAUUUCAAUUGUUUGAUUCAACAUUUCAUUCUGAUUACAUUUUUUAUAAAAAAAAAUGCAUCUAGCCAUUGCAUCAAGUUUUUGACAGUUAAAAGUCCUGCCUUAUGCACAAAGCCAGGUGGGUGACCUUGGGCCAGUUACUCUCUCUUAGCCCUAGCUAAACAGGCAAGGGCAAAUCACUUCCAAAAUCUUGCCAAGAAAAUUCCAGGCAGUUGCCAGGAAUCAAAUACUGACUGGAAGGCGUACACACAAACCCCACUGAAUGGAUUGUUUUUCAUUUUUUUUAAUGCACAUUUCAGUAUAAGCUUUGGUGCAGGUACCUGUCUUUUCACGAGUGGAUUUGUGGCUAUUUUGUAUAUAUUACAGUCUUCUUUUAAAGGAAUGCUUUGACACAGACCGUUUAAAUAGUAACGCAGAUUUAAUCUAGUUAAUAAAGCAGAGCGCAGAAUAAAACAAAAAGUCUGUGGGUGGGGGAAACUCCAACAUGUUCCUUUUUUUUUUUUUUUUAGUGAGAAUAAUAUUGUUGAAAAUAAGGUUGCUAUGUUCUUUCAUACCGUAUUACCCUUUUCAGCAAACAUGUUGGGAAAAAAAAUUACUGUAUCUUCAGGUGACUGUGUCUUGAGCCCAACAAUGUUAGAUUUAACCAUGCAACAGUGUUAUUGUAAGAGCAUGUUCUGUGCAUUAUCUACUCUGGUGUAGGCCUAUGCAAUAACAGUAGUGGCGCCUGUACCCUAACCCUAACCUUGCCUAAUUAUUUUAUACAGAGGUUGUAUCAUCUAACCAGCUGAGAAAGAGAUAAGCUUCCACCAUAGCAUGGAAUCCUAUCUCCUGGAGAAUGAAGUGCCUUAAAUUUAGCUGUAACCUUUAUGAACUAUGACUGAAGUGUGAUGUAGGAGAAAUUGAGAGGAGGGAGGGAAUCACAAUGGGGGUUAGUUGUUGGGCUUCUCAUGAAACAAAGAGUUUCUGAUCCUCCCACAGUCGUAAAGUUUUUGACUCCUGUGUCUGGAUCUGCUUUGUUUAUACAUAUUCAGGAAGUCUGGGCUACUGGGUCAGAGAUAAGCCUUCAGAAUGCUAGUGAGAAAGGCUGAUCAAGUCGUGGUAAAAUAAGGAUCCACAAUCAUGAACUGCCAUGCACUUUUUGCUUUAUGAAACCUCCUUGAAACCACUCAGGCCACUACUCUCUUAAGUCGAGUUGCACAGUGGAAGUGGGGGGCGGGGGGGGGGCUUGAACCCGUUUUCAGCUUUGCUGAUCUCUUAGAGGCAGAGAAGAUGACUUGAAGUAAAGACUUUUUUCUUUUAACCUCAACGUAUUUUUUUUCCAGCUCAUCAAUGACUCAGUUUGCUCCAAACUGGGCUACCUGAAUGCUGAUAAUACUUAAGAAUGUUUGUAUCCAUAAGACAGGAGUAGAAAUUUGAAUGCUUUUAUUGCUAAGGAACCUUAAUCAGCUCAGUAUUUUUUUUUUUUUUUGCAAGUUAACAAGGUUGCAAAACAGUAUAGUCUGGAAAUGUGUAUUCAGCCCAUGCUCAGCAGGAACCUCAAGUUCAAUAGCCAAGAAACAGUCUGUUGUUACCAUACAUCUACUUUCUCUAAACUGAUGCCCACCACAGAUGUUCCUAGACAGUAUUUGGAGGCAGUAGGUUGCAUGAAACUGCCAUGUACUAUCUAACUGUAGUUAGCAUUUUGUUGUGGAAUGGACUGUUGAUAUUUUUGUUUUUAUAAUUAUUUUUAAGUGUCUCUUGACUUUGGGAGAUAAUGCUGUUUAAAGCUUUACCAAGCAGGCCAUAGCUUGAUCUUAAGUGAUGCCAUUGGCUUGUAUUAUAAGGUACCCCCCAGUUUUUUGUUUUUUUUAAAGUGAAUAAAGAGCUGGAUCUGGGCAUGCUUUGCAGGAGUCAGCUUUCUUGAUACGACAUUUUCUCUCCUUUUAACUUCAAUACAAACAGUGUAGAUUAUGCAUAUUAAACCUACUUAUUUGCUUCUUUUUGCACAACCCAUUUCAUUUAAUGUUGGAAUGUCCAUCAUGGCAGAUCCAAUGAAGGUCUAAGCUGUUUUCAGUGCACACAAGGGUGGGGGAUUAAGGUGACGGCCGGGAGAAGAAGGAUGGAGUUUGUAAUCUACUCUCUGAAUUCUGUGGGUUGUUUUUUUUUUAAAUCAGGCAUUAUUUUUAUGGGGUUUCAAAUCUGCCUUUGCACACUAAGGACUAGAAAUGUCCUUAAUUCUUCUGGAGGGAGAAAACACAACCUAAGAAUUUUUUAAUAACAGAAAUUCUGCUCCAAUGUCAACUUUUGUGGGUGAAAUGUAACAUAAACGUAGGCUCCAUGGUGAAACGUGGCUGCUUUUUAAGAAAAGCCAUUCGGCUGAAUUCUCUUUUGUAGUAUUUUGAAUCAAGAAACAGACCCUUAGACCAGAGGUAGUAUUCAGCAGGUUCUGACCAGUUCUGGAGAACCGGUAGCGGAAAUUUUGAGUAGUUUGGAGAACCAACAAAUACCAUCUCUGACUGGAGAUUUUACAGUAUCCUUCCCCUGCCACGCUCACCAAGCCACAGAACCAGUAGUAAAAAAAAUGUGAAUCCAACCACUGCCUUAGCCCUAAAUAAAAUAUAACUGUGCCGUCACUGAAUUUAGAGCAUCUCACAGCUUAGUGGAAAUACAGUCUAUCAUCCUGGACCUCCUUAGAUGAAAUUUUUGCAUUCCACAAUUCCUGUUUGUAUGUUGUUCAGAAUACAGGCUUUUUUCUCAUUUUGCAGUCUGCAACACGGCACAUUUGCCUUUUUCUCACUAGCUAUUCACUAUUUUUCUUUGAAUUUCCCCUUCAACGUGCUUACCUUGGAGUUUUCCUAUUGCCCGUUUGUAGUUCAUAUAAAUCAAAUCUAGCAGACUGGUGCCAAACUUUGCAAAUGCAACAUAUGGCUCCAGAGGAUUUUUUUUUUUUUUUUUGGUCCAUCAUCAUCAUCUCGAACCCAAGUCCACAAUCUGAUUAGGCUUUCAGUAUGUGUUGCGUUUUUAAAAGAGAGAUGUCAGGGCCAUCAGAUACGUGGUAGAGCAUUAGACUCUAUUGAAUCUCAGAGUGCAAGGAUUGCAUGAACCCAGAUGAGAAAAAUAGAAGAAAAUCCUGAAGUGGGCUAUUCGGACAUGGAGUUCAAUUUUAUUUUUGCUAAAAUCACUAAAGACUUGUUAGUGUCAUGAGCAGCUUCCUUACUACUUUUAAACAGUUAUAAAAAGCAAUACUAACUCUUUUGCCUAUAAAGCCUUUAGGAGAAAAGAAACAAACAACAAAGCACAAAAUAAUGCACUUAUCACAUGGUUGGACACAAAAUGCACUGGUGAAAAAAAGAAAUUGAUGGUAGAAAAGGCCUCUGUAUCUUGAAAAAGUGAUAUGAAUUACUGCCUUUAGUUCUGGAUGUUUAGUACCAUACUGUUAAUCUUUUCAUCUGCUGUUGGCCGCAGCAAUAAGUUGUGUAUGAUCCAUCGCACUGUAAAUUAUGGGUCAAGUUAAUGUAAGCCAAUUAAAUAAUUUGAACUGUUCCUAAUAGACGAAUUAAAGUGUUUUUUUAAUGUAAUGAUUUCAUAAUUCAUGUAGAGUGCGAUUGAACGAUCUGUUUUAAACCAAAGAAUGACUUCUGGUGUUAACUUGUGAAUCUGAAUAACAAAGAAUACC
This is a messenger RNA of Notechis scutatus (mainland tiger snake), 6309 nucleotides long. NCBI's taxonomy places the organism in Eukaryota, Metazoa, Chordata, Lepidosauria, Squamata, Elapidae. The record is from RefSeq and is a predicted model, not a curated record.